CAGAGGAUAGCACCAACUAGCAGCGUGGAGGUACAGGGCACCACACAGGACAGCACAACAGACAGACACACCCGACCUCAAAGUACCCGACCAAGACUGGCAAGCUUGGUUUCUUAGCAGCACACGACCCGACGCUCAAUUUUUUGACUUUCUAUCGACAGAAAGCAAACCACGAUAUCCCGAUUCGACGUCUAUUCAGAUAAUCCAGAACCGAAUCUUGACCGAGACGACAACACGUGCCAAGGCUCGUUGUAUCUUUCGCGCAGGAGCUUCCAAGUUCCAACAUCUGGCCUCGUCACAUCACAUCACACUCCAUCAACCGCACCGAGCUUGUCCGACUUCGAAACCGGCACUCGCUCGCCUCCAUCGCCAUAUCUCCCAAACCGACUCGAAUCUCCAUGCACCCGCCCAAUUGAGAGAGGCGCGCCGCGAUGGGCCCUAAUGCUGGCAACGGCGUGGGCGGCCUGGAGAUGGGACCUAUGAUGCAGGGCAAUGGCUCCAACAUCCCCCAGGCCACCGAGUACACCCUCCAGGGCGUCAUGCGAUUCCUGCAGACAGAAUGGCACAGACAUGAGCGCGAUAGGAACUCGUGGGAGAUUGAGAAGCAGGAGAUGAAGGGCCGCAUCGCCAACCUUGAGGGUCAGGCGCGGAGGGCGGAUGCCACUCAACGCGUGCUGAGGAAAUAUGUGACUAUGCUGGAGCGAAAGGUCAAGGAGCAGACGGCUCAGCUUCAGGGGCAGGAAGCCGUUGAUGCAGAGACGGCGGCUAAGAAUGAUCGGGCUGCUAAGAUACAAGAGAAGCUGAGAUCUACUUUGGAGGAUAUGCCCGUACCCGGUGUCGAUGGCGUUAACUAUGAGAAGCUCGACAGAGGUGACGAGGAAGCUCAACGACAAGAUCUCAAGACGUUCCUUGACCAAUGCCAAUCCGAAUUUAUGUACCUUAUGAUUACCCCCGCGAACCCGCAGCCACCUCGAGAAUCCCCCCCGCUACCGAUCAUGGAGGAUCUGCGGGAAGUCGAGGCGUUUGGCAUGCCAGCUCCCCAGCAGCAGUUCCAGCUACCAACACGAAAUGCUCAGAAUCACGCUCAAGAAAUGAACUCGAGGGUAUCUCAGCAGAAUCAUGCGCCUCAUGGUCAAAACCAGCAGCAGCACUUUGGCCAGAAGCAAGAACACCAGCCUCAGCCAAUGGUGCGGUCCGAGCAUCCACCCGUCAUGUAUCAAAACUCUAAUGACUGGUCUGCACCUGUGUCAGUAACAUCCCGACCGGUUGAAGAUCACAUGUCACAAGCAAACCAUGCGGCAGAAGUGCUAGGCGGAAUGGAUGAUUCCGCUGAACUUAGAGAGAAACACUCUGCACAACCUGAGAACGAUGGAUGGGAGUUCCCUGAGGGCACAUUCCCUGAACCCGGAAACUCCCAGCCCAAUUCUCAACCUAACCGCCCUGAUACCGAUGCUUUCCCUACCGCUGAUAACCUCCCUAAGUCGCCGAGCAGACGAGAUAGCUCCCACCGACGAAAAGGCUCUAUGUCUAGAAGACGAAGUGCCGAUCAUGAGCUAGCUUUGGCUGCCCAAAAAGCUGAGAGUGGUAAUUUCAAGCUCAGAUUUGGACUCCGAGGUCAUCUCGACACUGUUCGCACAAUAAUUUUCUCUGGAGGCGGUAGCCCAGGCGAGCCAGAAAUCUGUACUGGAGGAGAUGACGGUAUGAUCAAGCGCUUCCACAUUCCUCGAUUAGACGGUCACCCUGGUGGUCUUGCGCACACAGCGUCAGACCUUGAUGUUACAGCCAACUUUACGCACCGUGGUCACUCAGGAGCAAUUCUGUGUUUGACAUCGUGGUCACCCUCGCCGAAUUUCUCAACUGGAGGUCGCGCACAAGGCGACGGCUGGAUAUUCUCCGGUGGCCAAGAUGCGACCAUUCGAGUUUGGGAGCGUGGAAGAGUCGAUCCUAAGGCGACUCUUGAAGGACACACUGAUGCUGUCUGGGCUAUCUGUGUUCUGCCAGCAACUCUUGGUCAAAUAUUCGGAAGCUCAAGUCCUUACGGUAGUACGGAUCGUAUCUUGGUUGUUUCGGGUGCUGCAGACGGCAGUGUUCGUUUGUGGUCAGUGAGCGCGCCUCCUCAGCUGAGCUCACCACAACCUGGAACGAACCGAGCCAUGACCGGUCGCGGAGGUAGAGUCCGUGGUAACUCGAUGAGCUCCGGCAGUGGAUUCUCCAAUACCCCCCAACCUACUAUCGCCUCCAACUCACCCUUCAACCAUACACUUGUACACAACAUCUCGAGGUCUGACGGCUCCACCGCCAGUCCGACGUGCAUCACACCUCUGGGUACCACUGGAGAGUCGUUCGUUGUCUCGUACUCAGAUGCCGCCAUUAUCGUUUAUGAUACCCGAACCGGUGAACAAAUCGGCAACAUGGACAGCCUUGAAACAUAUGAUCAGUCUAACAAGACCAGUGUCAACGCUGUUGUGGCGACGACAAUCGGUCUUGAUCAGGCUAAUCAGAACCACAGUGGUAGUAUAGGUGAGGAAGAUGCUAGCGCAGGUGCUACUGGAGGUGGACGAUCAAUGGCUGGCUCAGGUGUUGAGGGGACUAUCAUUUCUGGCCACGAAGACCGCUUCAUCCGGUUCUUCGAUGCCAACAGCGGUCAAUGUACAUAUAACAUGAUUGCUCACCCCGAUGCCAUCUCCAGCCUUUCCCUCAGCCCCGACGGUCGUGAACUCGUCAGCGCCGGUCAUGACGCCUCACUCCGCUUCUGGAGUCUUGAGAAGCGUACCUGCACGCAAGAAGUAACAAGCCACCGCGUGAUGCGGGGCGAAGGCAUCUGCGCCUGUGUAUGGAGUCAAGAUGGUAAAUGGGUAGUCAGCGCUGGCGGCGACGGCGUGGUAAAGGUGUUUGCACGAUAAUGGUGAUAGAUGCUUUACAUGUAUGUAUGUCAUGAUAUGGAGGAGCUUCUUUUUUAACGGUACGGAUGGUGCAUUGUUGCUUGGUGGACCAUGAUAUUGUAGCAGUUGAAUUGGGGAGCUCAGCAACGAGACGGGAAACCCAAGUGUCAUAGUAUCUGUAUGUGUUGGUCCUGGAGGAGGGUGAUUUCGCUUAUUUAUACUACUCGUCGAUACCCGGCAUUUAGUGGUGGCUUAUCUUUACUUCUAGUAUCAUCACGGAGUGUAUUCAUAGUAAGAUAUUCUUGAUAGCAAAAAGAUCGGGUAGCUAACUGGUUAGUGAUCUAACGUAAU
Fusarium oxysporum Fo47 is the source of this 3233-nucleotide messenger RNA. Its product is annotated as WD40-repeat-containing domain protein. The record is from RefSeq and is a predicted model, not a curated record. Lineage: Eukaryota; Fungi; Ascomycota; Sordariomycetes; Hypocreales; Nectriaceae. The transcript is spliced from 3 exons. The coding region runs from base 432 to 2903 and encodes 823 amino acids. Gene Ontology annotation, molecular function: protein binding.